UCAGUUUUUACACUCGAGUCGGUUGUUCGUCAGUCGCUUGUCGUGCAAUCGCGUCGCCCGGAGGAUAAUAUCUCGAUUUAUCACGCGACAACGCAUAAAUACCACGCACGUACGCGAGUUUUUCUAUCGAUUUUUUGCGUCUUGGCUGUGCGUUCGGAAACCGUGACAGUUUUUUUUUUUUUUAUAAAAUACCUUUAUUUUAUCGAUACUUAAAAUUAUUUCGUCAUCGUCACUGUUGGCAACCGGGCUUUUUUUCCGAUGAUCAUGUUAUCAUCUUCUUUUUCUGCCGUUUGAACGGACACGCCGCGAGUGCACACAAGUCAGACCUGCCGUGAUCCGACCCUACUGUGACCAGUGGUUAAGUGUGAUCUCGCGCCCGAAAAAUGACUGUUUACGCGUUUUUAGCGGUGGUGCUUACGUGCACUGCCGCGGUCUCGUUCGCUGGCGGUUCGGCCGUCUUCCAGUCCGGCGCUUACGACAACGUAGUGGUCGCCAUCAAGGAUUCUGUUCCAGUGGCAAAUUGCAAAACGAUCGUCAACAACGUCGAGGCGGCGUUCACCAGUGGAUCAAAAUCUUUACAUGAAGCACUCAGUGGCAAAGCCUACUUCCGAUCGGUAACCGUGAUGCUGCCGCAAAACUGGCCGGAUCACUGUGUCGGUCAUCUACGUGGUAUUGUUAGCAGCCAGGGAGAGACACCAGACGUGCACGUCGGACUUCCGCACCCGGUUCAUGGAGAUGCCCUGUGGACUCAACAGUCGCAAGGCUGCGGCCGUCCUGGCGAUGGUAUAUACUCUAGUUACCGGCUGUUCCAAGAGCCCCGAGAAUUGGGCAAAGAGCUGACCAAGCAAUGGGCAAAAUACCGAUAUGGUGUAUUCGACGAGGUUGGAUACGCCGGUGAUGCGAUUUAUCCGUCGUGUUACACAUCCGAAACGUCUUCGGCUGAGGUCAAUGGAUGUUCUGAUAAACCCAUUUCCCAGACUAGAGCGUGUGAUUCCAUCAACACGACAACAUUGGUCCACCCGGAAGCAAAAACUUCACUCAUGUUUUCCACGGCACCUCAAGUCACCAAGUUCUGCGACGCUUCCAGCCAUGACCGUUAUGCGCCCACCAAACAAAAUGCACUCUGCGGAAGACGGAGCAUCAUGGAAAUCAUAAACACUCAUCCGGACUUUACCAAAGGUGUCAAUUUGUCGGGAAAUCAAAAUUUGACGCCGACGUUCAUCUUCAAGAAAGAAAUGCUCACCAGAUAUGUAGUGGUCAUCGAAGACACAAAAGAUAUGAUGGAAAGGGAAUCUUGGAGUUUUUUGCGAUUGGCUAUUCGUAAAUGGGCUGUUCAUGAUCUUCCAGCCAAUACGGAAGUUGGACUAGUAUCGGCCAAUGAUUCUUCAGCCAAUCGUCUGCAUGGUCUGAGUAGAUUACAUACAUCGGACGCUAGAGAUCAAGUUGCAUCAAACAUCCCAUACUCUACAGGAGACUCGAGGUUACCAGCGUGUUUAGCCUGUGCGUUAAAAGAAGCUAUACAGAUGUUGGAAACCCGCACUAGCAAUAGUGGUCCCGCCAGUUCAGUUAUUGUGGUGAUCGCCGCUGGAACAUCUGCGUACACGCCGGAUUUGGUUAAACAAGUGUCCGAAGCCAGAGACAAAAAUAUUCGUUUAGCUACCAUCACAUACCCGAUGAUCAAUCGUCUUAAGUCCCUAGACUGGAUGGCUGACAAGACCGGUGGUAUUUCAUUCACGGUUACCGAAAACCGGUACAACAUGGCCACGUCAUAUUUGUCUACUUACUUCAAGUUAACAAACGUUAUGCGCAAUAUAAUGGAAACGUAUUAUCAAGGCAACAAGGGCGAUUUGCCUGUAGAAAUUCAUAGACGUGAAUUAACCGACGAUGGUCGAACUGUGGUAACGGGAAGCUUCGUUUUAGAGGACCACAUGGGUGAACCGGCUAAGUUCACUGUUUAUACGCACAACACGGAAAACCCACUAAUCAGAGCUAUCACCCUGACUAGUCCAUCGCAACGGGUUUACUCGACUCGAUCAGAUUCACUGUUAUCGCUUAAAAUGCUCAGCGUACCUGCGGCUAUAAACGAGACCGGAACGUGGACAUACCACAUCGAACGAUUCCAGGGAAGUCCGCAACCGCAUUACGUGCAAGUGAUGGCCAAACCGUUAUCGAAAAAUUCUCCUGUGGUCAGAGCUAGAGCUUGGACAAGUGGAACGACUAACCCGUUGACGAUUUACACUGAAGUCAAGCGCGGUGACUAUCCAGUACUUGGUGCUAAGGUUGAAGUGUCGGUUAUUCGACCUGGUUUAAAUGGUUCAAACGCACAUCGUGAAAAGUUUGAUCUCUUGGACACCGGAAGUGGAGAUCCGGAUAUCAUGAAAGGCGAUGGAAUUUAUUCGAGAUAUUUCAACCCGAUGAUUGGUGGACUCGGAGUUUAUACUUUUGAGAUAACUGUUUCGGAUAGCAGCAGCAAUGCAUAUACUUGGCAACACAACACCCAUCGGAACAUCGAACGAAAUCCCGUAAAUUCCGAAUCUAACUGUUGUGGAUCGUUUAUGACAUCUCCAUCAGUGGAACAACUGAAUCCCUUUCAACGGAUCAUCGCUCCGCUGUCUGUUACAUAUACUGCCGAAGAUCUAUCGUCAUCGUCGACAAACGUUGGCCGAGUGGGUGACCUUAAAGCUGAGAUUGUCAAGUCCGAAUUGAAAGCCCGACUUACAUGGACUUCGCCAGAUAUGGGUGGGAACUCUGUGGCUCGGUAUGAAAUAAGGUAUUCGCAGUCACUUCGAUCGUUACUCAAUGAAUUCGACUCGGCACCAGUUUGGAUCCAUAGUACCCCGCUACCGUUGGCUCCGGGUUCAGAGACUGCAUUCUCAGUAGACAUGAACAAGACUCCCGAGCUCCUAGAUCAGACGCUAUUCGUAGCCAUCAAAGCGUACAGCCGCAUUGAGUCAGAUUCGAUACCCGGACCUGUAUCCAACUGGGUCAAAGUGUUGGUGCCAUCACCACCGCCUCCGCCGUCAUUGAUAACUACUCACUCAUCAGUAUCGUCAGCUGACCCAUCUUGGACAUCCGCAAAUCAGAACGUCAUAUCUGGGAUCAGCCGGGACUUUGAGAUGAAUUACGACGUUUUGGUACCGGCUGCGGGUGGCCUGAUGCUACUGGCUUUACUUUUGCUCAUGUACUGUGUGUUUUGCGCUGUGAAACGCAACCGGAAACCUGAGAAGCAAUCACCUAAGCCGGAAAAAUCGCUUAACGUAUCAGUUAUACCCAACGGCAACGGCGGUGCGCUGAAUAUAUCGUCUCCCAUGAACGCAGUAAAGACUGAACUGGAAUCGCAUUUUGAACCUUGUCUGAUCGAUACGGGUGACCCGAAAAAACGUUAUAGUGUAGCACAAUACGGACCAACUGCGACCAACGACCAUCACUAUAAUCUCCAACAGCAACAGCAGCAUCAACAAUCACAUCAACAACCAAAUCAACAACCACAUCCUUACCAUCACCAAAGUAAUGGUCACCUGAGUGUUAUUACCGGAGCAACGUUAACUCGUGUACCGAAACCGUUAAGUCCGUACCAAUCGUGGACCGCUUCGCAGCUAUUGCAUGAACACGAACGCAGAACUAGUCCGUACGGUCAGAUUGGUGACUUUGAAAAUCAGUAUGCGCCACCUGUUCCUCCUCUGCCAGCUUACCAACAACAACAGCUCCAGCAACAACAGCAGCAGCAGCAGCAGCAAACCAACGCGGAAAAUAUAUACGGAACGGCUCCAGGCCAUUUUCAGCAGCAACAGAACGGACUCCCGCCACCAGGCCAGUACAACAACUAUCACCGGAACAAUAUGAUCCUAUUCAACCAGAGCCUGCAGGGAUCGUUGAGUUCGGUCAGUAGCGGUGACAAGAAAAAGCGAAACAUAACCAUGGUAUAAAUACAGAAGAGAGUGAAGAAGAAGACAACGACGACGACGGAGCGUUGAAGUUAAUAAGACUGACUACUUAUUUUGUGUGACUUAAGUCUUCUCCGACGCUAAACGUAUGUGCAUGUACUGUUUGUUCUGUUUACUGGAUGUUUUUAUUUUUGCGGUUUCUAGUCAAAUUCACUAAUGUCGUAGACUAAAAACCACCAUACGUACAACCAAGUUAUAUUUUGUUUUUUUGUUAUGAUCUCACUUGUUUCUUGUAAAAUACUUUUGUAAUUAAAUUAAAAUAAUUUCCCCUCUUGUAUAAUGAUGGUAAUUUAUAAUAAUAGUUAUCAUUAUUUUACUACUACUACUACGUUCGUUAAGAACAUUAGUAUAAGCCUUAUUAUUAUGAAACUGCCUCAAAUCCCUAAAUCGAUAGGUAAACUGACAAUUAUUAUUAUUAUAUUAAUAAGUUGUGUGUUAUGCACCGUUUUGUGCCUUUUUUUUGUAUAUUAUAUUAUAUUAUUAUUUAUGUGAAACAUAUGUAAACACGACCAAAAAAUAUUAUAUUAUGUCUAGCUAUUAACUAGCUAUCAGUUUUACUUUAGACAAAAGUAAUAUUUUUUUUUUAUGUCUAAAAUAUUUAUAAAAUCAUAUAUUUUUGUAUCUAAAUUUAAGUUUGUUGUAGACUACUUAGAGAGUAAGCCAUUGUGUACA
Melanaphis sacchari is the source of this 4616-nucleotide messenger RNA. RefSeq names its product calcium-activated chloride channel regulator 1-like. The transcript is spliced from 9 exons. Lineage: Eukaryota; Metazoa; Arthropoda; Insecta; Hemiptera; Aphididae. The record is from RefSeq and is a predicted model, not a curated record. Bases 384 to 3926 code for a protein of 1180 amino acids.